Messenger RNA from Micropterus dolomieu (smallmouth bass), 3438 nucleotides. Its product is annotated as transcription factor Sox-9-A-like. Gene Ontology annotation, biological process: chondrocyte differentiation; morphogenesis of an epithelium; oligodendrocyte differentiation. NCBI's taxonomy places the organism in Eukaryota, Metazoa, Chordata, Actinopteri, Centrarchiformes, Centrarchidae. The transcript has 3 exons. The record is from RefSeq and is a predicted model, not a curated record. Gene Ontology annotation, molecular function: DNA-binding transcription factor activity, RNA polymerase II-specific; RNA polymerase II cis-regulatory region sequence-specific DNA binding. Gene Ontology annotation, cellular component: nucleus. The coding region runs from base 347 to 1843 and encodes 498 amino acids.
GAUUGUACUUGGAGACUAGAAAGGAGCACCUUGCCGUUUCAUCCCACAGAGUUGAAAGAAAACUCUUACCAGCUGGCUUAUUUUUGCUCUUACAAGUGCGGAUCCGCUUGCAGAGAGCACACUCAUCCUAGGAGUCUGUCAGAAGGUCGUGCGUAAAGACACUCGCUCUCCAAAUCGGUUUUACGCACCGGAGCAAAAGAGAACCGGCUGCCGUUUUUCUUACAAUUGAAAUCCUUUCCUCAAACUCAACCUGGCACGGUAAAGCCCCUUUAGUGGCCUUUUCUCGCGAGAAAACCCAAAUAACUCCCCCGUUUCACGCGUAAUUUGGCACCAAACAGUUUUUCGUAUGAAUCUCCUCGACCCUUACCUGAAGAUGACGGAGGAACAAGACAAGUGUCUCUCUGAUGCCCCGAGCCCGAGCAUGUCCGAGGACUCCGCGGGCUCUCCGUGCCCGUCCGGCUCGGGCUCCGACACCGAGAACACCCGGCCAUCGGAGAACGGGCUGCUCAUAGCGGACGGUGACUUCAAGAAGGACGAGGAAGAUAAGUUUCCCGCGUGCAUCCGUGACGCUGUGUCCCAGGUGCUCAAGGGCUACGACUGGACCCUCGUGCCUAUGCCCGUGCGCGUUAACGGAUCUUCUAAGAACAAGCCUCACGUUAAGAGACCGAUGAAUGCCUUCAUGGUGUGGGCUCAGGCUGCGCGGAGGAAGCUGGCGGAUCAGUACCCACACCUGCAUAACGCGGAGCUCAGCAAGACUCUGGGGAAACUCUGGAGACUUCUCAACGAAGGGGAGAAGCGGCCGUUUGUGGAAGAGGCUGAGCGUCUCCGGGUGCAGCACAAGAAGGAUCACCCUGACUACAAAUACCAGCCCCGGCGGAGGAAGUCGGUGAAGAACGGACAGAGCGAGUCUGAGGACGGCAGCGAGACGCACAUUUCCCCAAAUGCCAUCUUCAAAGCUCUCCAGCAGGCCGACUCCCCCGCCUCCAGCAUGGGAGAGGUGCACUCUCCAGGUGAGCACUCAGGCUCCCAGGGGCCCCCUACCCCUCCCACCACCCCAAAGACUGAUGUCAGUUCAGGCAAGAUGGACCUAAAGCGUGAAGGUGGCCUCCGCUCUCUGCCCGAAGGCCCCAGCGGACGCCAGCUCAACAUCGACUUCCGUGAUGUGGACAUUGGCGAGCUGAGCAGCGAUGUCAUCUCCCACAUUGAGACCUUCGACGUCAAUGAGUUUGACCAAUACCUCCCCCCUAAUGGGCACCCUGGCUCUGCUAGCGGCCCUGGCAACACCACGCCAGUCAGCUACACCGGCACCUACAGCAUCAGCAGCGGUGCCCCCGUCAGCCCGCAGGCAGGAGUCGCCGCAGCCUGGAUGGCUAAAAGCCAAAAUCAGCAGGGACAACAGCAGCAGCACACCCUGACCACCCUGGGGAGCAGUGGCGGCUCCGAGGUGGCUCAGGCCCAGCACAGGACCCAGAUCAAGACGGAGCAGCUGAGCCCGAGCCACUACAGCGAGCAGCAGGGCUCCCCGCAGCACGUUGCCUACAGCCCCUUCAACCUGCAGCACUACAGCCCCUCCUCCUCUUACCCAGCCAUCUCCAGGGCACAGCAGUACGACUACCCCGACCACCAGGGGGGCAGCGCUGCCGCCGCCACCGCCUCCUACUACAGCCAUGCGGGGGCGGGGCAGGGCUCAGGGCUGUACUCGACUUUCAGCUACAUGAGCAGCCCCAGCCAGAGGCCCAUGUACACGCCCAUAGCCGACAACACAGGGGUGCCCUCCAUCCCUCAGAGCAGCCCGCAGCACUGGGAGCAGGCUCCGGUUUACACCCAGCUCACCAGACCCUGAGCCGCCCCCGGAGACUGAGAGACAGCACACUCACAUAUGAACAAUGACAUGUGCAGCCACACGUACACACGCCGAACACACACACACAGACACUCCAAAACACUUUACUCCAGGGAGAGUUCCUCCUCCAGAGCUGCUCCCUGAAUCAGACACUUGAAUUCGAAGAAGCGGAGAGCUGGACUUGUGAUUGGCUCACGUCGUGCCUUGCUAUUGUAUCUUGAUAGAAACUAUAUAUAUUUUUAGAAAGAUGAAAAGACUUAGGAAAAUCCUCUGUGAGGACUUAUUGAUUGUUGAUAUUUCAGUAGGUACUGUGUAUGUUUCUUUCUGUUUUAUUCCUUCAUACGCUGGCAGUUUGUAACCCAUGGGGUGGGGGUGUAGGGUUUGGGUAAUUAUUUGUACCUGUAGAUAUAAAACGAAAAGCUUUAUAUUUUAAACAGUUCGGCAACUAACCACUCAUGGUAGUGCAGUAUCUGGUUCUCUCUUCAAUUUCAUGCAAGGAGUUCUGUUUUUAGUUUUUUUUUGUUGCUUACUUUUAUGUGCCAUUGAGCAAGUAUGGUUUGUAUUUAAGCUGUUACUUUUUUUUGUUGCUCAACUUAUGUGUCAUGAUCAUUGGAAAAGCUAUUAGGCAAUACAGAGAACGAGAGAGAGAGGCUUGCUUUCACAAUGCUGUGCUGUCGUGACGGGGGAGACUGCAGCCCUUUCCACCAUCCGUGCCUUCGAUUUUUACAUUUUCUCAAACUUUUUGUAUGCGUGUGUGUGUGUGUGUGUGUGUGUGUGUGUGUGUGUGUGUGUGUGUGUGUGUGUGUGUGUGUGUGUGUGUGCGCAAUUGCCACAGCUGAGAUUACGCUUACUGCCCAACAGCGUGUGUUUGACAGCUACAGGAAGUCACCUUUGACCCCCUUUGGGUGUCCCCCCUGCAGUCUCCCACCAUGCUGGUGUCCAAAACACUCCCCUCACCCUUCCAUCUGGUUAAAUCCAGUUUUAAAACUUUAUUUAUUUAUUAGCUUUAAUUUUAUUUGAAAGUAAUUAUUUUGCAUACUAUUCUUAUAACUAAUGAAUCCUUUUUGCAAUGUAGACGGCAUAUAAUCCCCCCCCCCCACACCCAACUUUUAAAAUCUUAGAUUUUCAACCCAGGGGGUACUUAGACAAAAUCGUACAUGCGGUAAUUGUCUUUUUUUGGUUUAUUUAUCUUAUCUAAAUGUCUAUUUUAAGUGUGUAUUUGCCUUUUUCUGAGGGUUGGGGGCGUUAUCUAAUGAAAUGUGUACACAUUAUUUGUUAUUUGUGAAUUUUCUUUGAGUUGGACUUUUAACAAUGGCUGAAAGAACUGGAAAAUGUUAUCUCAGUAACAAGUUAUUUUUUUUUUAUUUUUUUUUUUUUACAGUUUUUCUGUUUCUUGUUUGUGCGAUCACCAGAGGGGCCGACCAUCCUUUUUGCUCUGCAAGCUCCAUUUCCUCUUCUCUUAAUAUCAAAGAAAUUAUCUUCCCAAUUCGCUCCAACUUUUUCCCCUCUGGGAUCUUGCCAUUUAUUUGUACUGUCUUUAAAGAAUCUUUUGUAUAUGUAUUUGCAAUAAAAAAAGAAAAUGCUAUUAAAAAAAA